AUGAGUACGCCCCCCCCGCGCUCUGCACUCCGAAGAAGCGCGCAGCACCAGCAGCAGCAGCAACCGCAGCAGCUCCGAGGCGGCCCCCAGCCCGCCUGGCACAGCGCACCCGCCGCCAGCCCGGCCCCGGGACAGGCCUUCCUGCACGCCGUGCCCCCCUCCGACCCCCUCCGCCAGGCCAGCCGCCUGCCCAUCCGAGUCCUCAAGAUGCUGACGGCGCGGACGGGACACAUCCUGCACCCCGAGUACCUCCAGCCCUUGCCCUCCACCCCUGUCAGCCCCAUCGAGUUGGACGCCAAGAAGAGCCCGCUGGCCCUGCUGGCGCAGACCUGCUCGCAGAUCGGCAAGCCCGACCCGUCGCCCUCCUCCAAGCUCUCGUCGGUAGCGUCGAGCGGCGGUGGCGACAAGGAGUCGGCCAAGGCGGGCCCCCUGAAGCUGAGCGACAUCGGCGUGGACGAUAAGUCGAGCUUCAAGCCCUACUCCAAGCCCGGCGCCGACAAGAAGGAGCCGUCGGCGGCCGGAACGGGCGCGGCCUCCGGGGGCGUCUCGGCGGCGGGCGAGAAGUCGGGCUUUCGGGUGCCGAGCGCCACCUGCCAGCCGUUCACGCCAAGGACAGGCAGCCCCACCUCCGGCGCCUCGGCCUGCUCGCCCGGCCUCCUCCUGCCCGGCGGCGGCGAGGCCAAGAGCGGCGGGGAGGGCGAGAAGAAGGACGGGGCGUCGGCGUCGGGGGGCGAGGGCUGCGCCAAGGAGGCGUCGGGCGCCCACGGGCCGCGGCUGGGCGGCGGGAUUACAGCGGCGGAGCUGAGCCAGGCGCAGGACGGCGCCAAGGGACUGCUGGCGGGCGCCUCUUCGGUGUCCUCGUCGUCCUCUUCGUCCUCGUCGUCUUCGUCCGACACGUCCUGCGGCGGCGGCGGCAACCCGGCCACGUCCUCUUGCUCCUCGUCUUCGUCGUCGUCGGUGCUGGGCUCGGGCCUGGUGGCGCCGGUGUCGCCUUACAAGGCCGGCCAGAGCGUCUUCCCGCUGCCGCCGGCGGGCAUGAGCUACCCGGGGGCGCUGGCCGCGGGCGCGUACGCGGGCUACCCGCCGCAGUUCCUGCCGCACGGCGUGUCCCUGGACCCCAGCAAGCCCGGCAGCCUCGUGGGCGCGCAACUGGCCGGCAGCCUGGGCUGCGGGAAGGCGGCGGGCUCCAGCCCCCUGGCCGGCGCCUCGCCCCCGUCGGUGAUGACGGCCAGCCUGUGCCGCGACCCCUACUGCCUCAGCUACCACUGCGCCAGCCAGCUGGCCGCCGGCGCCGCAGCCAGCGCCUCGUGCGCCCACGAGCAAGCCCUCAAGGCCGGCUACCCCCUGGUCUACCCGACGGCCGCCGCCGCCGCCCCCCUCCACGCCGUCCACUCCUCGCCGCCCGCCCUGGCCGGCCACCCGCUCUACCCCUACGGCUUCAUGCUGCCCAACGACCCCCAGCCCCACAUCUGCAACUGGGUCUCGGCCAACGGGCCGUGCGACAAGCGCUUCGCCACCUCCGACGAGCUCCUCAGCCAUCUGCGGACGCACACCGCCUUCCCGGGCACCGACAAGCUCCUGGGCAGCUACCCGGGCUCCGGCUCGCUGGCCGCCGCUGCCGCCGCCGCCGCCAUGGCGUGCCACAUGCACAUCCCCACCUCGGCGGCCCCGCCGGGCGGCAGCCCCGCCAGCCUGGCCCUGCGCAGCCCCCACCACCCCCUCGGACUGGGCAGCCGCUACCACCCCUACUCCAAGAGCCCCCUGCCCGCCCCCGGCGCCCCCCUGCCAGUGCCCGCCGCCGCCGCUGCCACCGGACCCUACUACUCCCCCUACGCGCUCUACGGGCAGAGACUUACCACCGCCUCCGCCCUCGGAUACCAGUGA
Messenger RNA from Heteronotia binoei (common prickly gecko), 1884 nucleotides. RefSeq names its product zinc finger protein 503 (gene ZNF503). NCBI's taxonomy places the organism in Eukaryota, Metazoa, Chordata, Lepidosauria, Squamata, Gekkonidae. The record is from RefSeq and is a predicted model, not a curated record. Gene Ontology annotation, biological process: negative regulation of DNA-templated transcription. Bases 1 to 1884 code for a protein of 627 amino acids. The transcript is spliced from 2 exons. Gene Ontology annotation, cellular component: nucleus.